This is a messenger RNA of Aspergillus tanneri, 642 nucleotides long. RefSeq names its product DUF202 domain-containing protein. The record is from RefSeq and is a predicted model, not a curated record. Lineage: Eukaryota; Fungi; Ascomycota; Eurotiomycetes; Eurotiales; Aspergillaceae. The transcript has 3 exons. Bases 1 to 642 code for a protein of 213 amino acids.
AUGGUCGACCGGUCUGAUCCUCCUGCUCAAUCUGUCGCUGCCAAUUCAACCUCAUGUUUCCAGUCGGACGAUCCUCGGAGUUUCCCGGAGACGAGUCGCCGCGAUUUCUACCAAGAGCCCCAACGAGAAGCACUGGAACUGCAUGAGAUUGAAACCCACGAAGACAGGACCUCGUCCGCUUCCAUUUCUUCCGGGGAGUAUCGAGUGAGCACGCAUCGGACGGGGUCUAGUGCCAGUCAGCGCACGGUGCAGAGUCGCGCGCCACGCAAGGGGUUCGCAGGGAGGAUUGAGCGAUUCUGGACCCGCAAUGUGGUCCUCACGGUGCCCCAGAAGAGCAACAGAGAUCAUUUUGCACUUGAGCGAACGUUCUUAGCGUAUAUCCGUACAUCUGUUAUCCUAGCGAUGCAGGGCGUCCUGGUUGCACAACUUUUCCGCCUGCAACAUCUCUUAUCACCAAAUACCAAUCUAGGAUACUACAAGGUGGGCGUUCCACUGUCGGUGGCAUGUCACUGCGUUGCGAUCGUUGUCGCUCUGAUGGGAGCACAUCGUUUCUGGAAGCAACAGAAUGCUAUCGCUCUGGGGACUGUAUACAGCGGUGGAUGGGAGUUGAAUUGUAUAGGGGUUUUGAUAGGACUGUACUAG